This is a messenger RNA of Chara braunii, 3013 nucleotides long. The record is from the annotation of a GenBank genome assembly. Lineage: Eukaryota; Viridiplantae; Streptophyta; Charophyceae; Charales; Characeae.
CUUACACAGCAGCCAGGGAAGCAGCACUAGCUGCAAGUCAGGCGUUAGCAGCAGCAAACGUUGCAGCUAGGGAACAGGCAGCAGCAGCAAUGGCUACUGCCGCAGCAUCCUCUGUUGCAUCCUCGUCUGGGACCUAGUUGGGGAUGCCCCAUGGGCCCACGGGUACUUCCAGACCAGAAGGUUCCAGUCACUCCACAAGUCAAAUGGCGGGCUCGCAGUUCAGUCCAUUGAACCCACGCGGCAGAGAGCUACAAGAGCUCCAACAAGUCGAGAGGAUCCGCACACGGUUAGAGAAGGAACUGAAGCAAGCUACUGAUAGAGAAAAUGAGCUUAGAAAUAGAACAGCCAAGCUAGAUACGUUAGAGGCAGACAAAGCUGCAUUAGAGGAGUUAGAUGAGUCAGCAAUGUCUGACGCAAUGAAGGUAUUAAGGUCCAACAUACUGUCACUGCAUGUGCACGUAGACAGCAGGCUGGACUUCAUGCAGAACUCCUUGGACCAAAUCUUGGACCUUUUGCAAAGGCCAGGAUUACGGCCAGCAGCACAGUCGUCGUUGCUGUUAACGGCGAUGUCAGGCCCCUUUCCGAUACAAGCUGGCACACAACCAAGUGGUACGUCUGCAGCAGCUGCACAGACUGUUGCUUCUUCUUCUUCUGGUCCAGCGGCUGGAGCUACACCACAGCCGCAACAAUAUGUUCCACCUCAGGGACAGCAGCAAAGUCCAUGGUACCCAAGGACCCCGAUGAAGCCACCCCUUGCUUUCUCCGGUGAGAAGAAAAUCGAGGAACUCAACACUUGGUUGAGAACGGUUCCAAUGUGGGUAAGGGCAAAGAGGACGUUGCAGGAGGAGGAGGUGAUUACUCCUCCAUCUUACCUCGAGGGUAAGGCAGCCAAAUGGCUGGAUGGGAUAGUAGUUAAGGUUGGGUUCGGACGACGCAUGGCAGACUGGGGUAAAACCCUCACUUUAGAAGAGUUCUUGGAUAUGGUAGAAGCUCGCUGGUAUAAUCCGCAGCAGGCACAAAUUGCCACUGAUGCGAUGCUCAGACUGGACCAGCGAAGGUACAAGUCUGUCAGAGAGCUGACGUCUACCGUAGAGAACCUCAUCGUCGUUCCCGGCAUACGCUAUGAUGAGAAGGUCUUAUUGACCAUGUUUCUGAGAUGUCUGCCCGAACAUCUCAGAACCUUACUGGCCAGCGAGGCUCGCCUCGAGUAUCAUUCUUUUGAGACCUUCUCUAGAAAGGCCUUAGACUUGGAGGUUACCCUAGGAAGUGCUCAACCUACUCCAAUAGACGGGAGGAAGAAGAAGAGUCCACAGGAAUGGAAAAAGAAGGGUAGUAGAUUGAUGAUGGUUGAGUCCGAUGGGACUCAAAUUGAAAUCGAAGAACUUACCGACGGUUCACAGUAUGAUGGCGAGGAAAUUGUUGAGGGUAGCACCCUCGCCGCAGUAGUCAAGGCAAAGUCUGGUGGCCGCAGUAAGGGCGGUCAUCAAACGAGUCAAGGGCAGGCCGCCUCCAAUCAGUCCAAAGUAGCAGAUUGGGUUAAGGCAGAUCUUGAUCAGGAAGUGUGGCGGGACCGCCGAGUGCGUGGUGCUUGCAUUAACUGUGUCUGCACCUUCUCCUAUGGAGGAGGGGAACUUAAUCACAAGAUUGCGUUCCUGGUUAGCGACGACUUAACAUUUGAUAUGCUGUUAGGAAUGUACUACCUUGAGGUUGCCAAGCCCCAGUUUGACUGGGACAAGAAGGUGCUCAAGCAUGAGUUGCCUGAUGGAAGGACCGUGAGACUGGCCAAGUAUAAGGCUAGAAGGUUGCUAGAAUCCUAUGGCUGCUUGUGCGCAUCAAUGUUCUACAAUUAUUAUAAACAGAACCCAGAGGAGGGUAUGUACCUAGUGUAUGUCUCUGAGAAAGGGGAGGCCGUUAAAACACCCCCAGAGAUAGAACACGUCGUUGCUAAGUUCCCUGAUCUGUUUGAGGAACCUACAAGGACCCUCAAAUGGAUCAAGACUCAACCUGCUCUUUCUGAUGCACUCAAGCGCCGGAUUGAGGUCAUAGAUCAGUAUGACUUCAAGCUAGAGUAUCUGAAGGGAGAGUACAACAAGGUUGCGGAUGAGCUGUCACGUAGGACAGACUACCUAGGGGCGCUAGUUUUUGAAUUUGGCGUAUCUGAAGAAGUAACUCAAUCGCUGGUGGGAGCCUAUCAGGAAGACCCUGUCACGAUGGACAUCAUACGCAAAUUGCGGGCGAAAGAUAAGGCCACAGAAGAUGAGUUUGUGAUGGUGGACGGGCUACUCUUUGUUGAAAAGGCCGGGUUCAAAAGGUUAGUUAUUCCAUCUAGUGAACGUUUGCGUAGUUUAUUUUUAGGGGAAUGUCACAACGCAACAGGGCACUUUGGCUACAAGAAGACAAGCGCUAAUCUGAUACAGCGAUUCUGGUGGCCCAACAUGCUAGACAAUGCUAGGAAGUAUGUACAGACUUGCCAAAUCUGUCAGCGGGACAAACCGCGCACUCAAGCACCGCUUGGAUUGUUGAAGCCUUUGCCCAUUCCCGCUGGUCCGGGACAGAGUGUCUCCAUGGACUUCAUGGACACCCUGGUGACCAGCAGGAGUGGGAAGAGRCAYAUMUUCGUCAUAGUUGRCAGGUUUACCAAGUAUGUCMGACUAAUAGCUAUGYCGGAAACRRCAAGGACUGAGCACGUCAUCAAGUUGUUUAUGGACAACUGGGUGCGUGACUUUGGGCUGCCUAAGACUAUCGUUAGUGAUAGAGAUGUCCGCUUUACCAGUGAGCUGUGGAAAAAGACUGCUAAACAGAUGGGCAGUCAGCUUCAGAUGACUUCAGGGAAUCAUCCUGAAGCUAACGGACAGGCCGAACAGAUGCACCGGGUUGUGCAGCAUCUGCUAAGGCAUUACAUAAAGCCCAGCCAGGAUGACUAGGAUGAGAAAUUGCCUCUCAUCGCCAGCCUAUACAACAACGUCGUGCACAACGCUACUGGCGUCAGUCCAAAUCAACUGCACUUGGGAUG